This is a messenger RNA of Metarhizium album ARSEF 1941, 204 nucleotides long. RefSeq lists its product as uncharacterized. NCBI's taxonomy places the organism in Eukaryota, Fungi, Ascomycota, Sordariomycetes, Hypocreales, Clavicipitaceae. The record is from RefSeq and is a predicted model, not a curated record. The transcript is spliced from 2 exons. Bases 1 to 204 code for a protein of 67 amino acids.
AUGUCCUUCUACCCGCCGAGCAGACAGCCGAGCCCGAAUUUUGGCGCAAACAUUGCAAAGGCCGUCGAGAUCGAGAUGCUUCUUCUCGCAGCUACACUGGCGGCAACGUUGCCAGAGAUCAACCACCUCGUGUCAAUGCAGGUCCACGAGUUGGUACCAACACCUAGCCACUACGUCCACAACCGAUUCGGCACACACGCCUAG